Gastrolobium bilobum is the source of this 1692-nucleotide messenger RNA. Its product is annotated as cold-responsive protein kinase 1-like. Gene Ontology annotation, molecular function: protein kinase activity; ATP binding. The record is from RefSeq and is a predicted model, not a curated record. Bases 238 to 1413 code for a protein of 391 amino acids. The transcript has 7 exons. Gene Ontology annotation, biological process: protein phosphorylation. Lineage: Eukaryota; Viridiplantae; Streptophyta; Magnoliopsida; Fabales; Fabaceae.
GAGAGAGAAGAGAUUGACGGUACGUUCACACGCCUUACAGGACCAUUCUUCAAACCCAUCACUAUCAUCUCUAUCCAUUCUCAACUUUCUCCAUUUCCUCUUCCUUACUUCUCAUCUCUGACAAAGCGGUUCCUCUUGUGAAAUUUAUUCUAAGCCAAGUGACCUUGUAAGUGGUUUCAUUUGAAGGCAUUGAUUCCAUUUGACAUCACAAGCCGUGUUCCAAAACUGCAUUAAGUCAUGACUUGUUUUCAUUUUGUAUUCGGUAAGAAAGUGUCUUCUACAACAAGAAGAGAUCCAGACAUUGAUGAAGAACUUUCAGGCAUGCAAAAUGUAAGAGUCUAUACCUACAAAGAACUAAGUAUUGCCUCGGACAAUUUCAGUCCAGCUAAUAAAAUCGGGGAAGGUGGUUUUGGUUCUGUCUAUAAGGGAUUGUUAAAAAAUGGAAAAUUUGCUGCUAUAAAAGUUCUUUCAGCUGAAUCAAGUCAAGGGGUGAAUGAAUUCAUGACAGAGAUUAAUAUGAUAUCAGAAAUAGAGCAUGAAAAUUUGGUUAAGCUAUACGGUUGUUGUGUAGAAGGAAAUCACCGAAUAUUAGUCUACAAUUACCUUGAAAACAAUAGCCUUGCACAAACUCUUCUAGGUGGAGGUCACAGUAAUAUCCACUUCAAUUGGCGAACACGAUCUAGGGUGUGCAUUGGGGUUGCACGUGGGCUUGCUUUUCUUCAUGAGGAAGUAAGUCCACAUAUUAUUCACAGGGAUAUAAAAGCAAGCAAUAUUCUUCUUGACAAAGACCUUACACCAAAGAUUUCAGAUUUUGGUCUUGCAAAGCUUAUUCCAUCAUACAUGACUCACGUCAGCACGCGUGUAGCAGGAACAAUAGGUUAUUUGGCACCAGAGUAUGCAAUAAGGGGGCAACUGACACGUAAAGCAGAUAUUUACAGUUUUGGUGUCCUACUUGUGGAGAUAGUCUGUGGGAGAGGUAACACAAAUACACGAUUACCACUAGGAGAUCAAUAUAUUCUAGAGAAGACAUGGGAACUUUAUGAACGAAAGGAACUGAUAGGGUUGGUAGACGUAUCACUAAACGGGGAAUUUGAUGCAGAGGAGGCUUGUAAAUUUCUGAAAAUUGGCCUUCUUUGCACCCAGGAGACUCCAAAGCUAAGGCCGUCCAUGUCUUCUGUGGUCAAGAUGCUCACUGGAGAAAUGGAAGUUGAUGAAAUUAAGAUAACAAGACCAGGCUUGAUUUCAGAUAUUAUGGACCUUAAAAUCAGAGAACACAAAAGUAAUCUUGAUAUGAAGACUUCAUCUUCAUACAAUGCAUCCUCUGACUCAGACAGCCAGGGGACAAUUGUGUCAUUAGCUGCUUCAAGUGCUGCAACAACAACCUUUACUAUAAAAUACGAUGAAAGCAUGUAAAAACCAGCUGUCAAUGAUUUGCCCUUUGAUUUAAAUUUAUUUAUUUAUUUUUCUGAGGCAUGUUAUCUCAUGUAAGUUUCCAACGGUCCGCUAGUUUGUGUUAUUUUAUUUUAUUUUUCUUUUUGUUGUGAUGCUGUGUGACUAUAAACUUCUACCAAAUUGUACUUUAUUGUACAUAUGACCAUAAAUUUGGAGAUCUUUUCAUUUUUAUGACAUUUUGUGUCGCCCGUGGAAAUAAGCUAUGCAGGACUGGCUUUGCUAAUAAAACUGUCAACGUAA